This is a messenger RNA of Neoarius graeffei (lesser salmon catfish), 4860 nucleotides long. It is a transcript of the gene znf362a, whose product is annotated as zinc finger protein 362a. NCBI's taxonomy places the organism in Eukaryota, Metazoa, Chordata, Actinopteri, Siluriformes, Ariidae. The record is from RefSeq and is a predicted model, not a curated record. The transcript has 9 exons. The coding region runs from base 2254 to 3660 and encodes 468 amino acids. Gene Ontology annotation, cellular component: nucleus.
GACUUGUCCAGGGUGUACCCCGCCUUUCGCCCGUAGUCAGCUGGGAUAGGCUCCAGCUCGCCUGCGACCCUGUAGAACAGGAUAAAGCGGCUACAGAUAAUGAGAUGAUGAUAAUAACAUAGAACUGUUACAUGGUGACCUUCUGUGCAGAUUUGUUUGUUUGUUUGUUUUCACAACAUUUAAGCUUCAUUUGUUGCAAAAUUCCUUGAAUGGGUCUGAACGUAAGAUUGCUUUUCUUUCCAUACAGUAAUCGAUCAUGUUGCUGUCAGAAAGGGCCGGGCGAUAUAUCGUUUGUUCAUUGUUAUUGCAAUACUGAUCUCGCAUUCAAUAUUAUGUGAAUUAUUUUCACUCUUAUGAUGUCAUACUUUCUGAAAUGGAUUGUUUUUCUGGUAUUAAUGUGUCUAAAAGUAGUCAGUAUCACUUGUGGCUAUAGUCUGUCGUGUGUGGGUGUGGCCUGGCCAGCUUUUUUUUCUUUUUAAAUUCUAGUGAAUUUAUGUAGUUUAUAGGAUCAACGAAGCUGACUUCAUGUUAAAACUGUUAAUGUUAUAGUCAUGUUGUCUGUUGUUGCCCAAAUGAGGAUGGGUUCCCUUUUGAGUCUGGUUCCUCUCGAGGUUUCUUCCUCAUGUCGUCUGUGGGAGUUUUUCCUCGCCACCGUCACCACAGGCUUCAUCAUUGGGGACAGAUUAGGGAUAAAAUUAGCUCAUAUAUUUUAAGUUGUUCAAAUUCUGUAAAGCUGCUUUGCGAUAAUGUUUAUUGUUAAAAGCGCUAUACAAAUAAACUCGACUGAGUGUAGUAACCAAAAUGUACGGUAUAACCUACAUCCACUAUAUGAUUUAUCCAUUCCACUUCUGCUCAAGUUGUAUCCAUGUUAAGUGCUUGGUUUUGUAAACAAAACAAGCUACGUGUACUAGCGCCGUAUUCUCACCGGACCCACUCAUGAACGCUGUUACUUCCUUCCAAGAUUUAUUUUUCUGCAUAAGUCUGUGUUUAAUAAGAUUUUGUAUAUGACGGGAUAAGAUGAAACCGAGGUUAUGCCAUAAGAUACACUUGUAACAUUAACAUUGCUUUCCUUUCCGUACAACAAUCUAUCAUGUUGCUGUCGGAAAGGGCUGGGCGAUUUAUAUCGUCUGUUUUACUGAUCUCGCAUUCAAUAUUAUGUGAACUAUAUUCACUCUUAUGAUGUCAUACUUUCUGAAAUGGAUUGUUUUUCUGGUAUUAAUGUGUCUAAAAGUAGUCAGUGUCACUACGUGUACUAGUGCCGUAUUCUCACCAGACCCACUCAUGAGCUCUGUUCCUUCCUUCCAAGAUUUAUUUUUCUGCAUAAUGUCUCUGUUUAAUAAGAUUUUUGUAUAUGACGGGAUAAGAUGAAACCGACGUUAUGUGAUCCAAGUUUUCUAAAGUAGUGAGUGGGGAACUGAUAAAACGUCGGACCACACGCAGUACAGGAUUUUUUUUUUUUUAGCUAUGAUUUGUAUCCGUCGCUUUACCUUGUCUCUGUAUCAUGGACAGUAUUUAGAUGGGAAAUGGACAGUCACAUACCGAGUAUGAACACAAGUGUAAAUGUGUCAUCACAAGUUGCAGUGCUCAAGUGUGUAACGUGCAACACAAUCGCAGCAUGGUCAUUAAGCUAUUUUUGUCUAUGCAGCCCAAGUGUGAAAAUGAGUUUAAUAUACAAGAUAAUGUGCAUUAGCUUGCAGUCAUAGCUCCGUUCACCACUUCUCUCUGAGAAAUAACUCGGCCUUCUAAAAAUCUUUCCACAAGCCUGGAUUAUUUGAGGAAUAUCGCUUUCAGGCAUUAUGGAUUCUUUUUUUUUUUUUUUUUGCCCCGCAACGCGAGGCCGUGCAUGUUUUGGCAGCAUGCUCCGGGUUGAAGGCUGUUUGACGAGGGGUCUGCACAGAGGAGUUCAUUUGCACAAGCCAAAAAUAAUAAAGAUGAUAUGUCCAGGCGUAUGAACCCCAGACUUUUGCAGAAUGUUUUCUUAAUGGUGGUUGAGUGUCUGUUUCACUUCCUGUUGGAACUCGAGGGGAAGGUUCUUUUGGUUUUUUAGGUUUUUUUUUUUUUAGACUGCGUUAUGUGACGACUUUGUGUAAAUGCACAUGCGUGUUUCUUUCAGGGGCUUUUACAUGAGCUGGUUUGUGCUCAUGAGUGAUGGUGUGCUGCCAGUUUUGUUUGUAGGGUCAUGACUUGGGGAAGGAUGGAGGACGAGGAGGGGCUCUGUUUACCCAGGAUUGCUUCACUUCAGCAAGCUGCAAGAUGUGUGUAGCUGAGAGAUGUUUCUUCCCCUCCAGAUAUAGAUUAACCACUGAAACAGACAUGGCUGAGCCACGGUUUAAUAACCCAUACUUCUGGCCUCCACCCCCUGCAAUGCCUGGCCAGCUGGACAACCUUGUUCUAAUUAACAAGAUCAAAGAGCAGCUGAUGGCUGAGAAAAUCAGACCUCCACACUUGCCCCCUACUUCGGUUCAAUCCCAGCAGCCCUUGCUGGUUCCCCCGACGCCUGCGGAAGGUGGGACGCACAGCAUGGCAGUGCCCAAGCUUCAGCAGAUGCCUGGCCUUCCUCCUCAUAGCCCAACGCAGCCUGAUGUGGCCCUGCACGCCCGACCCGCGUCCAGCUCCGUCGCAGGACGCAUUCUCGGCGACGUGAACUUGAACCUGGACGACAAGUCGGCCUUAAAAGCAAGAGGACUGUGGGAAGACUGGCAUUUGCGACAGAUUAUAGACCAGCCAUCAAGAGCGAACCAUCUGUCAGGUAUAGCGCUAUCGUCUCGUACCGGCAGUCAGAACACGACAGAGUCCGUGGCCACGCCCACAUCCUCCAGCAGCCACAUACGCCAGGGAUCAGCACCUUCCACAAACCUCCUCUCAGGGUUGGCCGGCGCAGUCAGGGCGGAGCCUAUUAAAAACAGCAGUGGGUUGGUGGGACUGCUAGGACCACCCCCAAAAAGCGGAGGACGAGGCCGCAAGAAGAUCAAAGCGGAAAAUGCUUCCGGUCCUCUGCUGGUUGUGCCCUACCCCAUCCUGGCGUCAGGAGCUGACCAGUCAUCUGUAACCAUCACGGCUAAAGAGGGCAAAUCAUACAGGUGUAAAGUGUGUCCACUGACUUUCUUUUCCAAGUCAGAUAUGCAGAUUCACUCCAAGUCGCACACGGAGGCCAAGCCUCACAAGUGUCCUCACUGCACCAAGUCGUUCGCCAAUGCCUCGUACCUGGCGCAGCAUUUACGCAUCCACCUGGGGGUGAAGCCUUAUCACUGCUCUUACUGCGAGAAAUCCUUCCGCCAGCUCUCACACCUACAGCAACACACCAGAAUCCACACGGGUGACCGGCCAUAUAAAUGUAUCCAGCCGGGCUGCGAUAAAGCCUUCACGCAACUUUCCAAUCUGCAGUCUCACCAGAGGUCCCACAAUAAAGACAAGCCUUACAAGUGCUCCAACUGCUAUCGCGCCUACUCUGACUCCGCCUCUCUGCAGAUCCACUUAGCUGCUCACGCCAUCAAAAACGCCAAGGCGUACUGCUGCAGCAUGUGUGGCCGAGCCUACACCUCCGAGACCUAUCUGAUGAAGCACAUGUCUAAACACACCGUUGUGGAGCACCUGGUGACUCAGCACUCGCCCCCCCGGAACGAGUCUCCCAGCAUCCCCAUCCGUAUCUCGCUCAUCUGAACCUGGUCAGUUCCUUCUCUGCUCACCUCGUCCCGAUGUCGUUGUUUUUAUUCGCACUAUCACUUGUUGUCUCUCUCUACCUCGGCAUGGAGUUUUAGAGAGAGUGGGGUGAGGACAUGGUAGAGACAUCCAAAGACAGUUUUUGCAGCACUUUGAGGCCUUGUGGCUAAAAAAAAAAAAAAAGAGAAAACAUUCAGUCUAAUUAUUGGACAGUAAAAAGGCUAUAGUUCUUGGCAGCUAAUUUUUUUUGGACAUUAGAUGUUAUGCAGUGGUUAUAAACUCAUACGCUGAGACCUUUUAGAGCACGGACCAAGUCCAAGAUCGUUUUCUAUCUUCUGGUUUAGAUGAAAAUAGUCAUUCCUUUUAUACUACUUUUUUGGCAUUUAUUAUUAAGCUACAAACCUUUUGAAAGAUCAUAGGGUUAAAAUGAUGUGCCAAAAACACACAGUAAUUUGGGGUGAAUGGGGGAGAAUGCUGGUGUACAUAAAUCAGUCGAUCCCACUGCAAAAAGUUCAGGCUCUACCUUUCUAUUCUACAGUACUGUGCAAAAGUCUCAGCUCUUUAUCUGGAUGCGAAAAACACUAGAGAACAGCAGGGCAGGCAGGUAGAGUCGAUUAUUUAAAAAAAAAAAAGUAACUGCAUGUUCCAGUGCGUUUCCUCUUAUACUGCAGCAGUUUCACGAUGAAUGGAGGCCCAAACUAAUAUCUUGGUGUGAUCUGAAAAGGCAUUCAAUGGUUUUAAAAUCUUCCCCAGAUAAAUAGCUUUAAACACAAUUUGCUCAGGUGGGCUAAAACUUUUGCACAGUACUCUACAGCUCCUGUCACAUCUCCCACACUUGUGUGUAUAUACGUUUGAUAUCAUCACAUUUAAGUAUUAAUUACCAUUAUUUUCUAUACAGUCAAGCCUUAAAUAUUUUAUCACUAAUUGUUUAUCUUAUCCAUGUCUACCAUAUUGGUGUUCAUUGUACUCAGUACUGUAUACAUUUUUAAAAAAUAAAAAUUUCCUAGCAUGAUUCUGUAAAUAAUCUAAAGUACUUGUGUUUAACCCCUUUAUAUUAAAAAAAUCUAGCUAUUACAAUUUUUUUUUUUUAAUUGUCUUGCAUUGUGGUACUCUGAAAAGUUUGUCUUGGCUGCUAUAAUAUGCAAAGUCGAGACUUAGAAAUGGACUUAUAAAAAAGAACAAAUAAAUCUGAAAAUUCUG